Messenger RNA from Limulus polyphemus (Atlantic horseshoe crab), 1080 nucleotides. Its product is annotated as sterol regulatory element-binding protein cleavage-activating protein-like. Lineage: Eukaryota; Metazoa; Arthropoda; Merostomata; Xiphosura; Limulidae. Gene Ontology annotation, molecular function: protein binding; sterol binding. The coding region runs from base 52 to 1080 and encodes 342 amino acids. The record is from RefSeq and is a predicted model, not a curated record. The transcript has 6 exons. Gene Ontology annotation, biological process: SREBP signaling pathway. Gene Ontology annotation, cellular component: Golgi membrane; endoplasmic reticulum membrane.
UUUUAGUGUUUUAUUUCUCAGGAAAUUGAGUACAUCUUAACAGAAGAUAAGAUGAUAAUCAGUUCCUGCUUGGCUGGUGACAUAAGAGUCUGGGACUCGUUGUCAGGAGAAUGUUUGACAACGAUCAUCAGAUCUAGCCCUAUUGUGAACAAGUCAGAGUCUGGAACUCACAUCAGGGGCAGUGGCAGCUUCUCGUCAGAUUCUACGUAUGGUUCUUCACCAACGUCUGAAACUGGGGACUACUUUUCUGUCCAGUCAACGUAUCGACCACCUGGAUUUCUCAGAAAGAUGGUGGAUUCAGCUUCUCGAUUUGUCACCAGCCAACCCUCUAGUCAAGAUGAUCAUUCUGCUGGUGGAUUUUUCUUCCACUCAAUGAAGCAUGGCUACGACUUCAGCAGAGCCUUUAAAACAAAAGAUGUAAAACUUUUGGGAAGAGACAGACUAAUAGACACAUGGAAAUGUCAUAAGAGGAACCAGAGUGAUGGAAAUGAACUUGAUGAAGAAAUCCAAAUUACAGCAGAGGAGACCUCAAAGAACAAUGGCACUACUCAUCAUUCUCCACUGAGCUACCAGCCUCUGUGGUGCAUGGACUGUCAAGGAGGCUGGCUUGUUUUAGGUUGUGGAGGUGGACGUAUUGAGGUAUGGGAUGCACUGGCUGGAGUGUUGAGAACAGUAUACGAAGAUAGUCAGUUAGGAGUCACUUCUCUUCAAAUGAUUGGAAGAAGAUUAGUAGUUGCGAGGUUGAACGGAGUUUUGGAAUUUCUCCAGUUAACAGCAUCAUCUCAGCAUGAAGGUGAACGAGAACCAAGCCCAAACACCGAGGAAAGUGGAGAGGAAGAAGUGGUGUGUGUGUGGCUGCAGGGACUUAGAGCCCACACACAACCAAUCACAACAUUAGUUGUGGAAGGUGGUCACGUUGUUUCAGGAAGUCUUGACUGCUUGAUAAAGGUGUUCAAGUGGGAUUCAGCUGUGUGUGUGUAUACUCUUCAUGGUCAUAGAGGGGGAAUCACAGUCUUACAAGUGGACAGUGUAAGUACAAAAUGCAGUUGUGUGUAUUUACUUUUUCUAAGAACCAGUUGA